AAUAGUUUGUCGCUUUAGUCUGCUACUGAAUAUUCUGUAGCGGCACAGGUGGUGCUACUGAUAGGUUCCUUUCGGUCACGUGUGUUUAUUAAUAAGGAGCUGAGACGGUAGAAAUAGGUUACAUUAUACGCUGAAAGCUAAUGAUCAAGUAAAACGGGGAAGUGGCAAUAGUGGGAUUUUCUGUUCCUUGAUUUUAAUUAUGUGGAAGCGAACGGAAUGGAUAAAAGAAAAUCCUGAGUCAUCAUCAUAUUCACUUCGGAUAAAGCGAAAAAAAGAAAAAACACAGGAGAAGAUCACAUCUGGAGUCUUUGUCCAGUUCGUUUUAUUUUAAUUUUCUGGUGGGUUGUAUGUUGGUUGUGAAAUCGAAUCGUCUUUAUUUAUUCUUUUUUUUAAUGUUUGCUCGAUAUUUUUUUGAAUAUUCGGUAUUUUAUUUCCUCAAGCCAAAAUGAACAGUUAUUUCAUUUGUAUUUUGAAGUGCACCUUGCACGGAUUGUGCGACACCGGAAUUUAACUUUCUCUUUUUCUGCUUAUACUUGGAAGACUGAACAAAGGAAGGCAGCCGAGAGUGGGAAUUUACCGGCCAGAACAAAAAGGAAAACUGUAAAAUAUAUUUACCAAUAUUUCUAUGUUUGUUGAACAGACUCCAAACAGAUGCAAACUCUAAACUAGGAUAACAGCUUGUGUUGUGAUGCUUGUCCUCUCUGUCGUAUCUGAUGUCAAAUUGGAUUUUUUCUCUCGGAUCUGUACGUUUCUAGAAUGGCUCGCUUCGGAGACGAUCUACCUACCCGCUAUGGAGGCGGUAGUCCAGCGAGUGCAGGGAGAGGGGCAAGCCGGCAGGGAGGCCCCCCGGGUGGCCAAAGGAUGUACAAACAAUCGAUGGCUCAAAGAGCCAGGACAAUGGCCAUAUACAAUCCUAUUCCCGUCAAACAAAACUGCUUUACCGUCAAUCGCUCUCUUUUCAUCUUUAGUGAAGAUAACAUUAUUCGGAAAUAUGCUAAGAAAAUAACCGAAUGGCCUCCAUUUGAAUACAUGAUCUUAGCGACAAUUAUAGCAAACUGCAUCGUCUUGGCUUUGGAGCAACAUCUGCCUGCCUGUGACAAGACCCCCAUGUCAGAGCGACUGGAUGACACAGAGCCGUACUUUAUUGGAAUAUUCUGUUUCGAAGCUGGAAUUAAGAUCAUCGCCCUUGGGUUUGCGUUUCAUAAAGGUUCCUACCUCCGAAAUGGCUGGAACGUCAUGGAUUUUGUGGUCGUCUUAACGGGGAUUCUGGCCACUGUGGGAUCAGACUUCGACCUGAGGACCCUUAGGGCCGUCCGCGUGCUACGCCCGCUCAAACUGGUCUCCGGAAUUCCGAGCCUGCAGGUAGUGUUGAAGUCCAUCAUGAAGGCCAUGGUUCCUCUGCUUCAGAUAGGACUGCUGCUCUUCUUUGCCAUCGUCAUGUUUGCCAUCAUCGGUGUGGAGUUCUACAUGGGCAAGUUCCACCACGCCUGCUUCAGGGACGACACAGGAGAGCUGGCGGCAGAUUUCCCCUGUGGCCUGGAGGCACCGGCUCGAACCUGUGCCGAGCUGAAUGACACCGUGUGUCGGGAGUACUGGAUUGGGCCCAACUUCGGGAUCACCAACUUCGACAACAUCCUGUUCGCUGUGCUGACCGUCUUCCAGUGCAUCACCAUGGAGGGCUGGGUGGACAUUCUCUACAAUGCCAACGAUGCCUCUGGGAAUACCUGGAACUGGCUGUACUUUAUCCCUCUCAUCAUUAUUGGCUCCUUCUUCAUGCUCAACCUUGUUUUGGGAGUCUUGUCAGGGGAAUUCGCCAAGGAGCGAGAGCGCGUGGAGAAGAGGCAGGAAUUCCUGAAGCUCCGCCGGCAGCAGCAGAUCGAGAGGGAGCUGACCGGCUACCUGGAGUGGAUCUGCAAGGCGGAGGAAGUCAUGCUGGCCGAGGAAGACAAGAAUGCAGAAGAGAAGUCACCCCUAGAUGGUGCCUGGUACAAGCGGAAACACAAUAACCCAGUGCUGAAAAGAGCCAAGGCCAAGAAAAGCAAAAAUGACCUCAUUAAUGCUGAAGAAGGAGAGGACCAUUUCACUGACAUCUCUUCUGUAGCACCCCCAGGAUCGCCCUUUGCCCGAGCCAGCCUGAAGAGCAGCAAGAAUGAGAGCUCCUCCUAUCUCCGGCGUAAGGAGAAACGCCUUCGCUUCUUCAUCCGCCGCAUGGUGAAAUCCCAGACCUUCUAUUGGCUGGUGUUGUGCCUGGUGGGCCUGAACACGCUCUGCGUGGCCAUCGUACACUAUGACCAGCCUAACUGGCUCACCUACGCUCUCUACUUGGCGGAGUUUGUUUUCCUGGGACUGUUCCUGGUGGAGAUGACCCUGAAGAUGUACGGAUUGGGACCCCGAAACUACUUUCAUUCCUCUUUCAAUUGCUUUGACUUUGGGGUUAUUGUGGGCAGUAUCUUUGAAGUGGUGUGGGCAGCCAUCAAACCCGGGGCCUCCUUUGGUAUCAGUGUGCUACGAGCUCUCCGUUUGCUUAGGAUAUUUAAAGUUACAAAGUACUGGAACUCCCUGAGGAACCUAGUGGUCUCUCUGCUCAACUCCAUGAAGUCCAUCAUCAGCCUGCUCUUCCUACUCUUUCUUUUCAUCGUGGUCUUCGCACUGCUGGGAAUGCAGCUUUUUGGAGGACAGUUUAAUUUUGAAGAUGAGACACCUACAACAAACUUUGACACCUUCCCUGCUGCCAUUCUUACAGUUUUCCAGAUUCUGACAGGAGAGGACUGGAAUGCAGUCAUGUAUCAUGGGAUUGAAUCUCAAGGAGGAGUUCGUCGUGGCAUGUUUUCCUCCAUCUACUUCAUUGUUCUAACACUCUUUGGCAACUACACUCUGCUCAAUGUCUUCUUAGCCAUUGCUGUUGACAACCUGGCAAAUGCACAAGAACUUACAAAGGAUGAAGAAGAGCAGGAGGAAGCCAUCAAUAAAAAGAUAGCUCUCCAAAAGGCCAAGGAGGUAAAGGAGGUCAGCCCCCUGUCAGCAGCUAACAUUUCUAUUGCAGCUUUUGUAAAGCAAACGCGAGGUGCAGCCCCUCACAGCUCACCCGUCUCCAGCGUCCCCUCACCCAAGGAACAGCAUAAGGCUCUGAAGACGAUGUCGGUGUGGGAGCAGCGGGCAUCGCAGCUGCGCAGACACAACCUGCGUGCCAGCAGCGAGGCCCUGUACAACGAGCUGGACCCCGAAGAGCGGCUGCGCAUGUCCUCCGCCCUGCACAUCCGGCCGGACAUGAAGACACAUUUGGACCGGCCUCUCGUGGUGGAGCCACAUAGCAGUCCCGUGGAGCAGCAGGGAAGUGGGGAAAAGGGCGAGGGAGGCACUCCCGAGGAAGGGCCGAUGCCCAGCGAGGCCCCAGCCCACCCGAGGAGGCACUAUCGGCACCGUGAGAGGCCGGCGGACGAGGCCAAUGAAAAUGGGGAGACCGGCAACGGCCGAGAAGGUCGACACCAUGUCCACCACAGCCGCAGCAAAGACCAUGACGGCUGCCGGGGCAAAGAGGGUAAGGGCGAGCGGAGCCGCAGCCGGGAGGGUGGCAGGAGGCAUCACCACCAGGCUUUGGCGGACGAGGCAGGGGGCAUGGGCGAGAAGGAGCAGCGGCGGCGUCACGGCCGCCACCACCACAAAGAGGGCAACGGCACCGUCAACAACGGGGAGAAGAGCGAACGCAGGGCCCGACACAAGGAGGGCUCGAGGUCCGCAAACCGUGAGGGGGAGAGAGGGGCUGGGGGCAACCGUGGCGAGAACGGAGGCAACGGGGAGCGAAGACGGCAUAAGCCCCGGCCGCCGAAGAGUCCAUCUGCCCUGGAGGGGGAUGCGCACAAGGAGAGGGAAGAUAACAGGGUCCCUGGGCUCCGGGAGAAACAGACAGACAUGGAAGGAGACUGGCUGACCAUCACACCCCAGCCACCCCCUGCUGGCCAGAGGUGGGCAGGAGAUAAGGUGGAGGAUUCAGACAAUCAGAGGAACAUCAAGAGGACGGGGCAGAUGGGCGUGGGCCCUAACACGGUCCACAUCCCCGUCACUGUCACCUCCCCCCCAGGAGAGACCCUGGCCAUAUCCAUGAACAACUCUGACUGUGAGACCAUGCCAAUGAACGAAGAGAAGAAGAGUCUGGAGGAUCAGACAAAGAAUGGGCCUAAGCCCAUCCUGCCCUACAGUUCCAUGUUUGUGUUCGGCCAGUCCAACCCGGUGCGCCGUCUCUGCCACUACAUCGUGAGCCUGCGCUACUUUGAGAUGUGCAUCCUGGUGGUGAUCGCAAUGAGCAGCAUCGCCCUGGCAGCGGAGGACCCCGUACAUGCCAACGCACCGCGCAACAAUGUGCUGAAGUAUUUAGAUUACGUCUUCACAGGGGUGUUUACGUUUGAGAUGGUGAUCAAGAUGGUUGACUUGGGCUUACUGCUCCAUCCUGGCUCCUACUUCCGGGACCUGUGGAACAUCCUCGAUUUCAUUGUGGUUAGCGGAGCCCUUGUGGCAUUCGCGUUUUCAGGGACCAAAGGGAAGGAUAUCAGCACCAUCAAGUCUCUUCGGGUCCUCCGGGUCUUGCGGCCACUGAAGACAAUUAAGCGGCUGCCAAAACUGAAGGCCGUGUUUGACUGUGUGGUGAACUCCCUAAAGAACGUGCUGAACAUCCUCAUCGUCUACCUACUGUUCAUGUUCAUCUUCGCUGUCAUCGCCGUGCAGCUGUUCAAGGGCAAGUUCUUCUACUGCACCGACGAGUCCAAGGAGCUGGAGAAGGAUUGCAGGGGGCAGUUCCUGGACUACGACAAUGACGAAGUGUCCGCCCAGCCGCGCGAGUGGAAGAAAUAUGAGUUCCACUAUGAUAACGUGCUGUGGGCCUUCCUCACCCUCUUCACCGUGUCCACAGGAGAAGGCUGGCCCACGGUCCUGAAGCACUCCGUAGAUGCCACCUAUGAAGACCAGGGCCCCAGCCCAGGCUUCCGCAUUGAGAUGUCCAUCUUCUACGUGGUUUAUUUUGUGGUCUUUCCAUUUUUCUUUGUCAACAUCUUUGUGGCCUUGAUCAUCAUCACCUUCCAGGAACAGGGAGACAAGGCACUAUCUCAGUGCAGCUUGGAGAAAAACGAGAGAGCUUGCAUCGACUUUGCCAUCAACGCCAAGCCUCUGACACGCUACAUGCCUGAGAACAAACAGUCCUUCCAGUACAAGAUGUGGAAGUUUGUGGUAUCGGCACCCUUUGAAUAUUCCAUCAUGGCUAUGAUCGCCCUUAACACCGUGGUGCUCAUGAUGAAGUUCCAUGGAGCUCCGGAUUUGUACGAGGCCAUGCUCAAGUAUCUAAACAUCGUCUUUACCGCCCUUUUCUCUCUGGAGUGCAUUCUCAAAAUGAUUGGCUUCGGCCCAUUGAACUACCUGAAAGAUGCCUGGAACGUGUUUGACUUUGUGACCGUCCUGGGAAGUAUAACCGAUAUCUUGGUGACGGAGAUUAAGCACAAACUGAUCAACCUAAGCUUUCUGAAGCUCUUCAGGGCGGCUCGUCUCAUUAAGCUGCUGAGGCAGGGCUACACCAUCCGCAUCCUGCUAUGGACCUUCGUGCAGUCCUUCAAGGCCCUUCCGUACGUCUGCCUGCUGAUUGCCAUGCUCUUUUUCAUCUACGCCAUCAUUGGGAUGCAAGUGUUUGGGAACAUCGAGCUUAAUGAAGAUACUGCCAUCAACCAUCACAACAACUUCCGCACAUUCCUCCAGGCUCUCAUGCUGUUGUUCAGGAGCGCCACUGGAGAGGCCUGGCACGAGAUCAUGCUGUCAUGUUUGAGCCACCGGCCGUGUGAUGCAGGAUCGGGCACAACGGGCAGGGACUGCGGCAGUGACUUUGCCUACUUCUACUUUGUCUCCUUCAUCUUCCUCUGCUCCUUCCUGAUGCUGAAUCUAUUUGUGGCCGUCAUAAUGGAUAAUUUUGAGUACCUUACCCGAGACUCCUCCAUACUUGGGCCCCACCACCUGGACGAAUUCAUCCGUGUCUGGGCUGAAUAUGACCCAGCGGCCUGUGGCCGCAUCAAGUACCUCGAUAUGUAUGCGAUGCUGCUCCACAUGCCCCCACCUUUAGGUUUGGGAAAGAAAUGUCCGCCAAGAGUCGCCUACAAGCGGCUGGUGAAGAUGAACAUGCCCAUCGCCGAUGACAACACUGUGCACUUCACCUCAACUCUCAUGGCCCUCAUUCGCACUGCUCUGGAGAUAAAGCUGGCGUCCGGGAUCGUGGCCCAGCGUCUCUCAGAUGCUGACCUGAAGAAGGAGCUUGCUACUAUUUGGCCAAGCCUGUCCCAGAAGACCAUGGACCUGCUAGUAACUCCACACAAACCCAAUGAGCUGACAGUGGGAAAGGUUUACGCAGCCCUGAUGAUCUUUGACUACUACAAGCAGAACCGGGCUCGUAGGCUGCAGCAACAGCAGCAGCAGUCGAUCCCCGGCUCACAGAGCAAAGUGAGCGCCCUCUUCAAGCCGAUCCUGCCCUUGGCUCUCAUGCAGGACCAGGAAAUCCCUGUCAGCAACACUACAUCUCUGCCUGAAGCCCAGAUCCCACUCACCACCACGUCUCUGAACAAUGGUGGCACAAUGCAAGGCCCAGAAAGUGCUGCCAAAGAUUCAUGGAUUACGAAUAAACUACCAGAGCCUCCACGACCAAAAAGUAAGAAGAAGGAUCAAAGAGGCCAAUCAGAGGAGGCGCCGAACGCAGCCAAAGCUCAGGAGUCAGUGGAGAUGAAAAAGAUGGAGCACAAUGACAGUGCAGGCUUGGAAAGUCAAGGAAGAGCGGCAUCUAUGCCUAGACUGAACGCUGAAAUCCAGCCUAUUCCUGAUGGGAGUCCCAUGAAGCGCUCCGUAUCCACGUUGGCCCCACAGCGCCCCCCGGAGGCCAGUGUGCAUGAGCACGUCCAUGAGCGGCCGGCACCAACGAGGUCGCACCACCAUCACCACCACCAUCACUGCCGCCACCGCCGGGAGAAGGAGAGGAAGCAGAGGUCACUGGACAGGUCUCCCAGUCGGCAGCCUACCACCACUGCAGGUACUCCUGGGGAGCUACCAGCCACACCAUCGUCCCGGGAUCGAGCACAUGACCGCGGCCGCUCCCACGAGAGGAAGCACCACUCCGCGUCCUCGGAGAAGCAACGGUACUACUCAUGUGACCGCUACGGCAGCCGUGAGCACUGCCACACCAAGUCGGCAGGCGCCAGCCGCUCAGUGUCGCCGAACGAGGCCCAAGAGUCGGCCGCCAGCAGGCAGGGCAGUGGUUCAGCUAAAGGCAGCCCGGUGAUGUUGACGUCGGGGGCUAGUUCUCCCCAGGGACGCAGACAGCUGCCCCAGACUCCCCUCACCCCCCGUCCCGGUGUGACCUAUCGGACCGCCAACUCCUCCCCUGUGCCGUUCGGCACCGCCCAGGUCAGACCGCCCUCAUUGUGCCUGGGCAGGCUGAGCCGCGGGCUGUCGGAGCACGUAGCCCUCCUGCAGUUGGACUCACCGCCGCCUGUCUCCCGCAUUGGCUCCGAGCCCCACUUGGCUCACAGUGACCCGCAGGUACAGGGCGGGAUGCAGGGCAGCCCCGCGGAGGAGCAGGCUGCUCCCCAGGGCUCGGCGGGCUCCUACGCUGGUCCCCCCUCAUUGACUACUACCCCUCACUUAGUGGCCAUCCCUCCACCACCUGCGCAAAGUCGCGGGGUUCCCAAUGGAUACCACUGCACCCUGGUGGGCGUCCCCAGGGCCAGGGGCCCCAGGUACCACCACAAGGGCAAAGAGGACGACUGGUGCUAGCAUGAUUUCAACAUGAGGGGACGCCAACUUCUUGUAGACGGGUUUUCCGAAAGCGUUUUCUGGGAAAUGUGAUGAGUUUUAUCAUCUUUUGUGAGGGCGGUAGUUUACACUCCUAUUGUGUGUGUGUGUGUAUAUGCAUCCUUUUAACGAAAGGCGGGACGGCGGGGGGGGGACCAUGCAUCCAGAAAAAGCAUCGGCUUUUAGAAUUUAAAAAAAAAAGAGAAAAUGGCCUUCCGGAUCUGUAAGCGAUCAAAAAUAAUGUCGGUGUUUUGGGUUUUGUUGGCUCUUUUUGCACUAAUGGCGGGUGGCAUUUGGUGACGCGAAAACACGAGGGACAGGGAUGUGACAUGUGGGUCUGACAUGACGAAAAUGUUCUCCUCCGGUCGAUCAGCAACCAGAGGCCCGUGUACCUCUGCAGUGCGCCUGUCCGGGGUCACGGUCCUCCUGUGUGAAUGGACAUGGCCUCGCAGUGUGAGACAGUGACCCCAGGAACACAGUCAGUUCAGUGUCCUUCAUGGUGUCCCAGAGGACAUUUCCAGGGGAGACUUCUCAUGGUACAGGGAAUGCGGAAAAUGCUCUGCGUUUUGGCCCCGCGUUCAUCUCUGCUUUAGAAUAUCACUAUCACUGUUUAUAUAGAAGAGCUACUCAGUCCUUCUUAGAAGCAUAUUUAUUACAGACUAUAUUCUGAGAUUAUUCUUCAUUUGCUGCUGUUUUACAUUUAUGCCCAAAUCACCGUUACUGUUAUCCCGACAAAGAAAAGAGUUAAACGUAAUUUGUCUUUUAAUAAGCUACGAUAGGACUUUUAUCUAUUCAUUAUCUGUGUUUUUUGUAAACUGUAAAGAUGAACUCUGUUUUAUGUAAACGGCUUACGGUUCACUAUCAUGUCAGGUCUAAUGUUUCCUACGUACUGCUCCUGUUGUUAAUUACCAAGUGCCUAACCUUUUAAAUAUCUUGCAGUAAUGAUGCAACCUCAACCUUUUUUUCACUGCAUCAAGACUUAAGGGAGGGAGUGGUUUAAUAGAAAUGAGGGACGUGUACUAGGCCUCAUAGAGAACGUCAGGUCCUUGAUGUUGGAUGCGAACUGUCUCAUGAUUGUAAUCUAGAAUUUACAAAAUGGAUGUUUAGGUGGAAACGGGGAUUUUUUUUUACGGUUUUAUUUUUUAUUUGUUUUUAUUAAUCCUGAACAGAAAUAAGAGAACCUAGUAUAAAGGUAUAUACAUUUGAAUAUAAAACAAAUAUGAAAACUGCAUUAGUUGUAUAUCAGUCCAACAGGAACUAUGUAACCAGAGUAUCACAAUUGCAUGUUUGAGUCUUUAACUUGGUUGUGAAAGGUUAUGAACACGUAUAGUAAUGAUGCUUAUUUCGUUUUCUCUUAAGGGUACUUGGAGAAAGCAUUGCUAGCUAUUGCUAUUUAUUUCAAUGUUACACUUUGAGAAUGAACAAGGAAAAUAGUUUCUGAAGUCAUUAAGAUUGCAGUACUUUAUAAGAAGAGGAUACAGAGCCCUGGUGAUAGUGUAACGCCCUGUGGAGGCAGUGCUACCAGCCCACUGGGUCCCUCCGCGUCCCAGUUGAAGGCGCUGUGAUUCCUGCUGCUGAUAUUUCUUGCUUUCCGAACCAGGCCCAGUUUGUGUGUGUCUCUUUGCCUGCUACAUAUGAAAUUCUUUCAAUGGGACAUUUUUAACACAUCGGUCCAUUGCUAAGAAUAUUCAUACACAGUGAUAAAUAAACGUCAUGUAAACAGAACUGUUUUUUUUUUUUUUUUACUUGCUUUAAUAUGAAAUUGUGUAUAUAUUGAUUAUAUUACCUUAUGUAUUGCUGACUCUACCUAAGUCAGUCAUUAAGUCAGUAGUACUUAGGUGUAGUAAAUACAAGGAGACUUUCAGAGGCUCUAGAUCGCCAUCCAGUGCCAUUUCCACGCAACGCUCCGGAGAAGGGCAGCCUGGGGCACCAUCACAGAGUCCUCCCUACACCUGUAGCAGAACUGAGUUGUCUUUACUGUGCUGGAUCCAAACGCUCCACUCUUUCACACAUCAACUGGAUGUCAAGGGAAAGGUGUUGGAGCCAGAUGCUGUUACCAUGACCACAAUCUGUCAGGGCUCUGUGGAUGCCGGGUUCAUUACGAAAGCAGGGCUAUGCAACAAGAUGACACUUUGAGAAAAAAAAACAUCAUCCGUUCUGUAGCUUUACGUGCUGGGAUCUUCAGAUUCAGGCUUCAGCAUGAUUGUGACCAAAUCCUUUUUUAUAUAAAAUGUAUAAAAUGAAAAGUAUCAAAUAAAAAAUGCAUAAAGGCACAAUGAUUUAGGGGGGAAAAAAGGAUAUUUGAACAGAAUUUCCGCAAGUUGAUAUAUCUGAAAAUUGCAUGCUUGAGAUUUAAUCACUUUGACUACACUGAAGCAAAACGAAAAAAUAAUCACAAUAUGGAAAAAGUAAAUGACUCAUUUGUUUUUCCUAUAACCCACUAGGUUUACCAACCAUCAGGUGACUGAUAGUUUUACACUUGUGUGUAGACUAUGACAUCACAUGUCCAUGUUCAAGAUUAGUUUUUCUGUACAACAAAAAAAGGACCUUCACAUUUCUGUAACUUCAUCAUUUUCCUCCUGUACACCCAUGGCCCCAUACGUCACCAUGGUUUGGAAAGGGUUUGGGGG
Messenger RNA from Brienomyrus brachyistius, 10439 nucleotides. RefSeq names its product calcium channel, voltage-dependent, N type, alpha 1B subunit, a (gene cacna1ba). NCBI's taxonomy places the organism in Eukaryota, Metazoa, Chordata, Actinopteri, Osteoglossiformes, Mormyridae. The record is from RefSeq and is a predicted model, not a curated record. Gene Ontology annotation, biological process: calcium ion import across plasma membrane; chemical synaptic transmission. Bases 757 to 7791 code for a protein of 2344 amino acids. Gene Ontology annotation, molecular function: high voltage-gated calcium channel activity. Gene Ontology annotation, cellular component: voltage-gated calcium channel complex; membrane; neuronal cell body. The transcript has 47 exons.